This is a messenger RNA of Schistosoma guineensis, 1105 nucleotides long. The record is from the annotation of a GenBank genome assembly. NCBI's taxonomy places the organism in Eukaryota, Metazoa, Platyhelminthes, Trematoda, Strigeidida, Schistosomatidae.
UUAGAGCUGCCAUCGAUUCGUCGAACAAGACUGUUCUCUGGGAUUGUCUAUUGAAGAAGGGUGUGCCUGAGAAGUUUAUUAACAUCUUGAGAGCCCUAUAUAAUACAAACACCUCAGGCAGAGUGAGGGCAUACAACCACCUCUCUCUAUUGUUCCAUUCGAGCAGUGGGGUUAGACAGGGCUGCCCAAUCUCACCAUUCCUCUUCAAUUUUGGCACCAAUGACGUUCUGAAAACAGCUCUGUAAGCAAUGGUGGUGAGGAUUUUUUGCCUGGAGAAAGACUUCUCGACCUUGAGUAUGCGGACGAUAUUGUCUUACUGUGCGAUAAUGCCCAAGGCAUGCAAUCCGCACUUAAUCAGUUGACAAUCAGUGUCCGUAGGUAUGGUAUGUGCUUCGCACCUUCGAAGUGCAAAGUACUUCUACAAGACUGGCAGGAUUCCAAUCCUGUACUCACCCUGGGUGGUGAGCAGAUAGAAGUAGUCGAGAAGUUGGUGUAUCUGGGUAGCUGCAUAAGUGCUGGUGGUGGUGUGAGUGAUGAGAUCAAUGCACGUGUAGUGAAAGCCAGAGCGGCUUAUGCCAAUCUGGGCCAUCUUUGGCGCCUUCGUGAUGUUAGUCUGGCUGUAAAAGGUCGGAUCUACAACGCAUCGGUGAGAGCAGUUCUACUCUAUACUCGUGAAACCUGGCCUCUCCGAGUUGAGGAUGUUAGACGACUCUCUGUGUUUGAUCAUCGUUGUCUCCGAAGGAUUGGUGACAUUCAGUGGCAACACCAUGUCAGUAAUGCAGAGGUUCGGCAUCGUGUGUUCGGGCACAGAGAUGAUAAUUCAAUUGGUGUCACCAUCUUGAAUCAUCGACCUCGGUGGCUAGGACAUGUUCUACGAAUGUCGUCCCAGAGAAUUCCACGUCGUGCAUUAUUUGCCGAUGCUGGGACGGAUUGGGAAAUAGCGGAGAGGUGGUCAGUGCAUGACAUGGUGUCGUGGUAUGAAAGAAAGCUCCAAAGGACUGGCUUCUGUCGGUCCUUCACGGCUCCCUGGUUGGGGUCCUAGAGAUGGUGCAACACAGUGGCUAGAGACGUUAUCAGACAUGGCUCAGAAUAGAAGCCAAUGGUG